AUGGCCAUACCACACCCCUCUAAAGGUUUAUAUAAGAGUCAACCGAACCCUAUUUGGUCUCUUGUUGCCGUCAAUAACAAAAACAACAACAAUGAGGACGAGAUAAUAGCCCUCCCAGGUCUUAAAGACAAAAUCAAUUUCAAACAAUACUCGGGUUAUUUGAAUAUACCGGAUGGUAAACACUUAUUUUACUGGUUUGUCGAGAGUCAGACCAACCCGGAGUCUGCACCGGUAGUCUUAUGGCUUCAGGGAGGACCGGGUGGUAGUUCACUAUUUGGACUGUUGGUCGAAAACGGACCGUUUCGUGUCGAUGCCGACGGAAAGUCGCUGCAUCUGAACCCUUACAGUUGGAAUAGUGUGGCCAAUAUGCUGUACAUUGAGGCACCGGUAGAUGCGGGCUUCAGCUAUAAGGAUGAUAAAAAAUAUUUGAAUAACGACACCACAGUUGCCACUGAUAAUAGACUGGCUUUAGUAGAGUUUUUCAAAAAAUAUCCAAACCUUCAAAAAAAUCCAUUUUAUAUAACCGGUGAAAGUUAUGGCGGGGUUUACGUACCAAUGUUGGCCAAAGAGAUAUUUCAGACUAAAACUGAUAUUAAUUUAAAAGGUAUUAGCAUUUGUAACGGUAGACUAUCGGGUUGGGAUUUUUUGGGCAAUCAAUCGGUGUACGACAUGCUUGUCGGUAGCGGACAGUUGUCUAUCGAGUCGUACGAACGCAAGAUAGAGGCCUGUUGUCAGUGCGCUGCUGACGGCCAUACCGUACGCGAGUGUGACUUCUCUAAGCCAGUAAACGCCACUAAAUGUAACCAAGCACAGUUAGAAUUGGGUAGUGUACCAAAUGCCUAUAACAUAUACGAUGAUUGCGGCGGACUCGACGAUGACUACCUGUCCGCAAUGUUUGACCGGUAUUAUCGUUCCCGUUUCGAGGCACUGGGCAUAGUUACAAUGCAAGCUCAACCAGCUCAACAACACAUUGCUAACAAACUUAAUUGUCCUAAAAAUGGUUAUACCGAUUAUCUGAAUACACCGGCCGUACAGCAGGCCAUACACGCGCACAGACCUGACAAAUCUAGGUGGACGGCCUGUUGCGGUGAGUAUAACAUACUGCAGGGGCUAACACCACAACACGAUAACAUACGCGACCUGAUCGACAAGUAUGGCCUCAAACGGGUGACAGUAUAUAACGGCAAUUUUGAUUUGAUCUGCGAUUUUAUUGAAGAUCAACGAUUUGUUGAAGCACUCGGCUAUCAGCGUCAAGGCCUUUAUAGUCACUGGACAGUUGAUGGAAAGCCUGACGGUGUGAUCGGUGGUUACAUUGAACGCUACGAAAAGGGAUUGCAGUUUGUUUUGGUCAGAGGUGCCGGACAUAUGGUUCCCAAAGAUAAACCCGAGGCUGCUUUUCAAGUGUUUAAGGAUUUAUUAGGAAUUGAAAAAUUGUAA
Oppia nitens is the source of this 1437-nucleotide messenger RNA. RefSeq names its product lysosomal protective protein-like. Bases 1 to 1437 code for a protein of 478 amino acids. The record is from RefSeq and is a predicted model, not a curated record. Gene Ontology annotation, biological process: proteolysis. Gene Ontology annotation, molecular function: serine-type carboxypeptidase activity. The transcript is spliced from 5 exons. Lineage: Eukaryota; Metazoa; Arthropoda; Arachnida; Sarcoptiformes; Oppiidae.